CGUCGUCCUCCCGGCACACCCCAAACCAAAAAAAAAAAAAAGACAAAAAAUUCAUAGAAUCUUUGAUUAUUCAAUCGAAUUCUUCCAAACGAUCUCUCGAAAAAAAUAUUACUAGUAGCACUUCGUGGUCACCACCACUGGCACUACCUAAUCAUAAUUCAUAACCAUCGGUUUAUAUAUAACGCAUGGAUCAAUCAUCCUCUUUGUCCAUGCAUUGACUUUUUUCUUUCUUCCUGUUCCUAGAUCGGGGAGUAGAAGAAUAAUUAUAUGGAAAUUUAGGGGUUUGAGAUUCGAAAAUCGAGACGAUGGAGAUGCGUUGGGGUUUGAUAUCGACGAUGAUUGUGUUGGGUUUCGGGUCGGGUAUGGCGGAUGAAUCGGGUCAAAGGGCACCGUAUCGGAUCCAUACGCUCUUCUCGGUGGAAUGCCAGAACUACUUCGAUUGGCAGACGGUUGGUCUGAUGCACAGCUUCAAGAAAUCCCGACAACCCGGUCCGAUUACCCGGUUAUUGAGCUGUACCGACGAAGAGAAGAAGAAUUACAGAGGCAUGGACCUCGCUCCCACUUUCCAUGUCCCCUCUUGGAGCAGACAUCCUAAGACCGGUGACUGGUACCCAGCAAUUAACAAACCCGUUGGAGUUCUUCACUGGCUUCAGCACAGUGAAGACGCCAAGAAUGUGGAUUGGGUCGUUAUUCUUGAUGCUGACAUGAUCAUUAGAGGUCCUAUCAUCCCUUGGGAACUCGGUGCAGAGAGGGGAAGACCUUUUGCUGCACAUUACGGCUACCUGGUGGGCUGCGAUAACAUCCUUGUGCGUUUGCACACUAAGCAUCCUGAACUCUGUGACAAAGUUGGCGGUCUUCUCGCUAUGCAUAUCGAUGAUCUUCGCGUCUUGGCCCCUCUUUGGCUAUCAAAGACGGAAGAUGUUCGCCAAGAUACAGCUCACUGGGCCACCAAUAUUACCGGAGAUGUCUACGGUAAAGGUUGGAUCAGUGAGAUGUAUGGUUACUCCUUCGGUGCUGCAGAAGCAGGACUUAAGCACAAGAUUAACGACGACCUGAUGAUAUAUCCCGGAUAUGUUCCACGAGAAGGUGUCGAGCCUAUUCUUCUGCAUUACGGGUUGCCUUUUUCCAUUGGGAACUGGUCUUUCACUAAACUGGACCACCACGAAGACAAUAUAGUCUAUGACUGCAACCGUCUCUUCCCCGAGCCUCCAUAUCCAAGAGAGGUGAAGAUGAUGGAGCCUGAUCAGUACAGGCGAAGAGGUCUUAUCUUGAGUCUGGAAUGUAUGAAUACAUUGAACGAGGGACUCAUACUGCGUCACGCAGAAAACGGGUGUCCUAAACCCAAGUGGUCCAAAUACUUGAGCUUUCUGAAGAGCAAAACUUUCAUGGAGUUAACAAAGCCUAAACUGCUUGCUCCAGGAAGUGUACAUAUCUUGCCAGACCAACACGAGCCGACGCUACCCGUUGAUGAAUUCAAAGGAGGUUAUCCAAAGAUCCACACAUUGUUUUCCACCGAGUGCACAACUUAUUUCGACUGGCAAACAGUUGGGUUCAUGCACAGUUUCAGGUUGAGCGGUCAGCCCGGAAACGUCACCCGGCUUCUCAGUUGCACAGAUGAAGGUCUUAAAAAGUAUAAAGGUCAUGACUUGGCCCCGACGCAUUAUGUGCCUUCGAUGAGCAGACAUCCUCUCACAGGCGAUUGGUACCCGGCAAUCAACAAACCGGCGGCGGUUGUUCAUUGGCUUCACCACACGAAUAUCGAUGCAGAGUACAUAGUAAUUCUUGAUGCUGACAUGAUCCUCCGAGGACCCAUCACUCCUUGGGAGUUUAAGGCAGCUCGAGGCCGACCAGUUUCAACUCCUUACGACUAUCUUAUCGGAUGUGACAACGACCUUGCAAGACUUCACACGCGUAAUCCCGAGGCUUGUGAUAAAGUUGGUGGAGUCAUUAUAAUGCACAUAGAGGAUCUCCGGAAAUUCGCAAUGUACUGGCUGCUUAAAACCCAGGAGGUUCGAGCAGACAAAGAACACUACGGAAAGGAGUUAACCGGAGAUAUCUAUGAAUCCGGUUGGAUCAGCGAAAUGUACGGUUAUUCUUUCGGUGCUGCAGAGCUGAAUUUGCGGCAUAUCAUAAACAAAGACAUAUUGAUUUACCCCGGUUAUGUUCCUGAACCGGGUGUUGACUACCGAGUUUUCCACUACGGCCUUGAGUUCAAAGUAGGGAAUUGGAGCUUCGACAAGGCAAAUUGGCGGAACACCGAUCUGAUCAACAAAUGCUGGGCCAAGUUCCCCGACCCGCCCAGUCCUUCGGCAGUCCAUCAAACAGACAAUGAUCUACGGCAAAGAGACCUUCUCAGCAUUGAAUGUGGACAGAAACUAAACGAAGCUCUGUUUCUGCAUCACAAGAGAAGGAAUUGCCCUGAACCUGGAUCUGAACGGAGCGAGAAUAUCUCGGGUUUGAGAAAAGUUGGUAAAUUUGAAACGAAACAAGCGCAAGGAAGCGAUGAUACCAAAGAAACAACGGCGGAUUCGUCCGAGUCGGAAGAAGGGAGAUUCAGCACGUUGAAGUUAUGGGUGAUCGCUCUGUGGUUGAUCUCUGGAGUAGGGUUCUUAAUAGUGAUGCUUUUGGUGUUCUCAACUCGUAAAGUUAAAGGAACAACAAGAGGGAAAGGUUACAGAAACAAGAGACGAACUUCGUACUCGAACACAGGUUUCUUGGACACGAAUGAUCGAGAUAGAAAAAAGAUGGCACCCGAAGCCAAGCUGAACCAGGAAACGAAAAGCAGCAAGUGAUAACGAAAGCACCCUCCAGUUUGCAUUAAUUUAAUUUUUGUUGAUGUAACUAAAGAUUCAUUUUGAUAUUUUAAAUUAUGUAACCAUGUAAUAUC
This is a messenger RNA of Eutrema salsugineum, 2887 nucleotides long. RefSeq names its product peptidyl serine alpha-galactosyltransferase. The record is from RefSeq and is a predicted model, not a curated record. Gene Ontology annotation, molecular function: glycosyltransferase activity. NCBI's taxonomy places the organism in Eukaryota, Viridiplantae, Streptophyta, Magnoliopsida, Brassicales, Brassicaceae. The coding region runs from base 306 to 2792 and encodes 828 amino acids. The transcript is spliced from 9 exons.